AGUAGAUACGUGGCCGCCGCCUGUCCGCAGCAGAGGAGGCGCAGCCCGAGAUGGCGGGGGUGCUGAGCGCGGAGCGGCUCGAGGUCUCCAUCGACGGCCUCACUCUGAGCCCGGACCCAGAGGAGCGGCCCAGCGCCGAGGGGGCUCCGCUGCUGCCGCCGUCUCCGGCUGGGUCUGCGCCCGAGUCGGCGUCGGAGAGGCGGCGAGAGACCGGGGAGGAGGCGGCGGCCGAGGGCCCGGCCCCGGCGGCUCCCCCGGGCCCGGUCCGGGUGACAGCGGCGGACGACUCUCUGUGCCUGGAGGAGUUCUGGGGCUUCGGCCUGGAGGAGCUGUACAGCUUGGCGCUCCGCUUCUUUAAAGAUAAAGAUGGCAAAGCAUUUCAUCCGACUUAUGAAGAAAAACUAAAACUUGUGGCACUGUACAAGCAGGUUCUUUGGGCGAGUAAUCCAGACACUUAUCCUGAGGUUGGAUUUUUUGAUGUCUUGGGGACUGACAGAAGGAAAGAAUGGGCAGCCCUGGGAAAUCUGUCUAAAGAGGAUGCUAUGCUAGAAUUCGUCAAGCUGCUAAAUAGAUGUUGCUAUCUUUUUUCAACGUAUGUCACAUCCCAUAAAAUAGAGAAGCAAGAACAAGAAAAAAAAAAGGAAGGAAGAGAGGAGCAACGGCGUCGGGAAAAGGAAGAAAGAGAACGUUUGCAAAGGGAGGAAGAAAAACGUAUUCAAGAAGAAUCUGAAAGGUUGAAAAGGCAAGCAGAGGAAAGGAGGAGAAUAGAUGAGGAGAAGCUGCGGCUAGAACAACAGAAGGCACAGAUAAUGGCAGCUCACUAACUCCCAGCUGCUGUGCAGUUCCAGCAGUACGCGGCCCAGCAGUAUCCAGGGAACUAAGAGCAGCAGCAGAUUCUCAUUCGUCAGCUGCAAGAGCAGCAUUAUCAGCAGUACAUGCAGCAGUUGUAUCAAGUCCAGCUUUCGCAGCAACAGGCAGCAUUACAGAAACAGCAGAAGCAGCACACUGGAGCAUCUUUGCCUGCAACAUCAAAGGUAAAUGCAGCCACACCUGGUGAAAUGCUCUCAGUCAAUGGACAGGCCCAACCUCAUCCAGACAGCUCUUCAAAAGAACUGGAACCAGAAGUUUCAGAAGAAGUCGUAGAGAACGGACCAAAAGAAUCUGUUCCUGUAAUAGCUGCCCCUUCCAUGUGGACAAGACCUCAGAUCAAAGACUUUAAAGAGAAGAUUCGGCAGGAUGCAGACUCAGUGAUCACAGUGGGCAGAGGAGAAGUAGUCACCGUCCGAGUACCUACACAUGAGGAAGGAUCUUAUCUCUUCUGGGAAUUUGCAACAGACAAUUAUGACAUUGGGUUUGGGGUAUUUUUUGAAUGGACAGAGUCUCCCAAUACUAACGUCAGUGUGCACGUCAGUGAAUCCAGUGAUGAUGAUGAAGAAGAUGAAGAAAACAGUGAAGAAAAAGCUAAAAGGAAGUCCAACAAGCCUCAGCUAGAUGAAAUUGUACCUGUGUACCGACGAGACUGUCAUGAGGAAGUAUAUGCUGGCAGCCAUCAGUACCCAGGGAAAGGAGUCUAUCUCCUUAAAUUCGACAACUCGUAUUCUUUAUGGAGAUCAAAAAUAGUCUACUACAGAGUUUAUUAUACUAGAUAAAGGUGGUGUUACAAUAUCAUUUGAGGCUUGGGUUGGGCAGAAGAUGGCCUUUUAUUUGGGAAUCUCUUCUAACAUUACAGAGCAUUAGAGUCAGUGUUUACCCCAUUUGGUUUUGGUCUGACAGUCUGUGAACUCUUGAGAGUCAAGAUUAUCCCCAAGACUCCCUAUCAUUAUUACAAGAAUUCUUUGGUGUUGAAAAGGGAACUCCAGACUCAUCCAGCACUUAGGGGUUAACCAAGAGAGUCACUGAUGGAUGGUGCUUAAGCUGAAAUUACGUGAGUUACAUAUAUUAAAUCCUCAAACCCUACUGAAUGAGACGCCCGGGGUGUGAACCUUGUUUGGCUGAUGGUUAGUCCACUGUUGCCUGCUCCAUGUGCUUUGUGAUUGCUAACAGUUGAAUUGCCUUUUUAAUUUGAAGCCCCUGUUAAUGGACUUAGAGCUAUGUUUUGAAAUGUUCGGGUUUUUGUACAAUUAGAAACUCAGAAUUGUUACCUAAAGCAGUUUUUAAAAUGUGUUGUCCCCCUUUGGCUGUGUCCUGCAGAGCCCAUAUGGCAAGGCUUAGAUUGCCUUUAUUUUUGGUUAGUCCAAGGUAAUACAAAGAAGGAUUCUCUGGAAGAAUUGGAUGCUAGAAUUUGUUAAACCAGGAUGGUGAAUGAACUACAGUACCAACAUGGGUAGUACUAGUGAGUCAACUGUCUCUCAGCUGACUAGCCUCCCACUUCUGCCUGAGGUUGACUACCGGUAGCAAAACAAAGUUAAAAAAUUACUGACUCAAUUGGCUUUUUAUGUCAAAUGUCAAACCUAGUUUUCUACCCAACUCAAUAAUCUUGCUUUGUAUUUUACAAAUGCAAAUUGGCACCCUGGGGCAUUUAAAUAUUUUAAAUCAUUUUAGUAUAAUUCAGUGUGUGGGGAUUCACAUUGCACUGAUAAAUCACUGCCACUCCAUUUUCUCAUACUUGGUACCAUCUGUGCACAAAUCCUAUGUAAUUCUGCUUUAGAAUUAAGUAUUAUGGAAAGUUAAAAUGCCCCAUCAUAUAACCUAAAUUUAAAGUCUUCCAGCUUAAAUCUGCGUUAUGUCUGUCAUGGAUGAUAUCGGAGCAUCUUGUGGUUCUGUUCAGUUCUGACAAAUAUGGAUAUAGCUGGCCCAUAUUUGUGAAAGUAAUUGGCCAGUAUAGGGAGCCUUGGAGGAAUGUAAUAUAGACAGAUAUUAAUAUGCAUUUAACACUGUUAAUGUAUGUUAUUGGAAUAUAUGGAUUUUUAAAAAUCACAAAUCACUUCUUGAAGAAGGAUUUCCAUUAAUUAGCUACAGGUUGUACAGUUUAAUACCUAAUGGGGACACUUGAGUUUGUGUGUGUCAGUUUGUUUCUUUUUGAGCUUUGGUUGUGUAUGUGUGUGUGUGUGCGCAUGCGCGCGCGCACACACACACACACACACACCCCUAACUUUUUUCUCUCCUCAUUCACAAACUGGGUUUUUCUCUCCUAAGUAGCUUCACAGUGCUUCAUUUGGUUCAGAACCGUAGUACCAGCUUAUGGCUGUCAGUGCUGUUACGCCCAGAACAUUUUUAAGGCAGUCUGCUCUCUUGUACAUACAGAAUGUAAAACCAUGGGGUUAGGCAGUUCCUAGCUUUUUUUUUUUUAAUGAGAAGAAUUCUGUAUUUAAAAAUGUAAAAUAAACAUUAAAAAAAGCAGACAUUAAUAUAUUUCUUCUAGGAUUUGACUACAGAUUUUGACCUUGCCCACAUUGAGGUUAUCUUGCUCAUAGAAUGUCACUGUUCUUGGAAGCAGCAUAUAUUGUUUUAAAUGGCAACAGUUCAUCAAGUGUUCACGUCAAAACUCUUUGGUUUUACACUUUUUUAUUCCCUUUUGCUGUUGAUUAGAACAGUGCAGAUACAAUUUCAAAAAUACUUUAAAAUAAUAUAUUUAAUCAAUUAAAAUACAUUUACUUGUAACUGCUUGACUUUUUUUUUUAAAUAUGGUUGUUUUCUGAAGUAUUAGUACUGUACUUCCCUAUUCAGGUAUGACAUAAAGAAAUGUAUUAAAGGGCCUUUUCUGUUUUUAAGAAGGCCUAGUUUUUUUAAAAAGUAACACACAAAAACCCCUUUUCUGACCAACUCUUUUUCUUUCUGGUGUAAAUUACGCUUGUGUGUUCAAAUAGAUUUAAUUUUUUUUCAAACUUAUUGAUUAAAAGCACUGCCUUUGUUCA
This is a messenger RNA of Dromiciops gliroides (monito del monte), 3854 nucleotides long. RefSeq names its product acyl-CoA binding domain containing 3 (gene ACBD3). The record is from RefSeq and is a predicted model, not a curated record. Lineage: Eukaryota; Metazoa; Chordata; Mammalia; Microbiotheria; Microbiotheriidae. Gene Ontology annotation, molecular function: fatty-acyl-CoA binding. Gene Ontology annotation, cellular component: Golgi membrane.